This is a messenger RNA of Leucoraja erinaceus (little skate), 2544 nucleotides long. It is a transcript of the gene mettl14, whose product is annotated as methyltransferase 14, N6-adenosine-methyltransferase subun. Gene Ontology annotation, molecular function: mRNA binding. The transcript has 12 exons. The record is from RefSeq and is a predicted model, not a curated record. The coding region runs from base 97 to 1479 and encodes 460 amino acids. Lineage: Eukaryota; Metazoa; Chordata; Chondrichthyes; Rajiformes; Rajidae. Gene Ontology annotation, cellular component: nucleus; RNA N6-methyladenosine methyltransferase complex.
UGGUUGCAGGUUGACUCGUUCGCGCAUGCGCUGGUGCUCGCCGCGCAGGAAGUGAGGCAGGCGGUACGCGGUACGUGAGCGGAGCGGUUGGCGACGAUGAACAGCCGGUUGCAGGAGAUCCGCGAGCGGCAGAAGCUGCGCCGCCAGCUGUUGGCUCAGCAGCUAGGAGCUGAAAAUGCAGAUAAUAUUGGAGCAGUUCUAAACAGCAAGGAAGAACAGAGGGAGAUUGCUGAAACAAGGGAAACUUGCAGGAGCAGACUAUUCUGGGCAACUUAUGACACAUCAGCCUCAAUUACAAAGCGCAGGCUUCCAGAAGAAGGGGAAGCCAGUGAAGAAGAAUUUGAAGAAUACAAAGAUGAAGUUGUGGAAGAGGAGGAAACAGAAAUGCAAUACAAUGAGGAAAUAUACAAAGAUUCCAGCACCUUUCUAAAGGGUACACAGAGCUUAAAUCCACACAAUGACUACUGCCAGCAUUUUGUAGACACUGGUCAUCGCCCCCAAAACUUCAUUCGUGAUGUAGGCCUUGCAGACAGAUUUGAAGAGUACCCUAAACUUCGAGAGCUGAUCCGGCUGAAGGAUGACUUAAUUUCACAAACUAACACUCCGCCCAUGUAUUUGCAGGCUGACCUGGAGUCAUUUGACAUUAGAGAACUAAAGUGCAAAUUUGAUGUUAUUUUGGUGGAGCCACCCUUAGAAGAAUAUUACAGGGAAACUGGGGUAACAGCUAUUGAAAAAUGCUGGACAUGGGAUGAUAUAAUGAAGCUAGAAAUUGAAGAAAUUGCAGCUCCACGAUCAUUUGUCUUUUUGUGGUGUGGCUCUGGGGAUGGUUUGGACCUUGGUAGAGUGUGUUUACGUAAAUGGGGAUUCAGACGUUGUGAAGAUAUUUGCUGGAUCAAAACCAAUAAAGAUAACCCUGGGAAAACCAAAACCCUGGACCCAAAAGCAGUUUUCCAGCGAACAAAGGAACACUGCCUAAUGGGUAUCAAAGGGACGGUUCGCCGAAGUACGGAUGGCGAUUUUAUCCAUGCAAAUGUAGACAUUGAUCUUAUUAUUACAGAAGAGCCUGAGAUUGGGAACCUUGAAAAGCCUGUGGAAAUAUUUCAUAUCAUUGAACAUUUCUGUCUGGGACGAAGAAGAUUGCACAUUUUUGGAAGGGAUAGCACAAUAAGACCAGGAUGGUUAACUGUGGGACCUAGUCUUACAAACAGUAACUUCAACGCUGAAACCUACAGCUCCUACUUCACUGGAACAAAUGUACAUCUGACUGGUUGUACAGAAGAGAUUGAGAGACUUCGUCCCAAAUCACCACCUCCAAAAUCUAAAUCUGACCGAGGAGGUGGAGCCUCCAGAGGUGGAGGAAGAGGUGGCCCUUCAGCAGGACGUGGAGACAGAGGCAGGGAAAGAAACAGAGGGAAUUUUAGAGGAGAGAGAGGAUUCAGAGGCCGAGGGGGCGCUGCCCAUCGAGGAUUUGCUCGGUGAUGACAGUUUUCUUUUCUAAUUUAGGAGUGCAGUUUCAGAAUCUAAAUCUGCGCCACUUUUCUACUUUUUUAUAUGUGUAUAUAUUAAACCAUGGAAUAAAAGAUCUGCAGUAAUAAAAUGUACACCAGCAAUAUGUUCAGUGAAAAUGGUUUUGCAGUUUGGGCACAAGUUUAUCUUGUAACGAACAAAGUGCAGUGCAAAUGCCUUUAAAUGUGGUAUUGUACAUUCAGGUUGUUUACUGGUUUAAAAUUGAUUGCAAUUUUUUUUAAAGCCUGCAAUAUCUCAAUUUGUGUAGCAUUUAAAGUUUAGUAUUUUUAACUUUUAAGCGUUGGAUUUUGUCACUUUUUAGUGACACAAUUGUAGAUUGAGUUCUUAAAGAGGUGCUGAAUAAAAGGCAGUUCCUGCAAAACUGACUUGGAAGCAUUGAUUCAAAUAUAAAGUAAUAUUCUGUAACCAUUGGAGUCAGCAUCUUGUUUCCUAACCAUUGCAUCUGCUUGAGCCUGACCGUUGGAAUCUGCCAAAUUGCAGAGUAAAAAAAAGAUCAGUUUAUUCAGCUGCACAUGUCUAAUGUUCCAGCUUUUACACUGCAUUUGUAAAUAUAUAGUUCUAAAAUUUGUUGUGCAUCAAUUUUUUUAAUAGCACAUCACUUUCGUAAGCAGAUUUGUGCCCAGUAAUAAUAAUUGGAAUUAUUUUGCAUCCAGACCUUAGACAGGAAACUGAAGCAAGAUGCCAUUUGUUGCCAUCUUUUUAAAUGUUUUACUUUUUGAUUUUUAUCUCUUUUCCAUUUUUGUUGUUGUUUUGAACUAAUUACUUUCAUUGAAUGCAAUCUAUACAGCAUUUAACAGCAAAUCAUAAAAUAAGUGUAUAUCUUGUGUCAAGUUGGUCACAAGUGAGGAUGAAAUAUCAAGAUGUCAUGGGACCAUAUAAAUUACUGAGUAAAUAUUUCCGAACCUAUAAAUUAAUUUAACUUAAAUCACACAGUUGGCUGAUAUCCUGUCAUAUGUGUCAUGGUGGUUUUGUUUGGCAUCAUUGAAACUGCUUUUUUAAUAAACACGUCUUUUUAUA